Closterium sp. Naga37s-1 is the source of this 2670-nucleotide messenger RNA. NCBI's taxonomy places the organism in Eukaryota, Viridiplantae, Streptophyta, Zygnematophyceae, Desmidiales, Closteriaceae. The record is from the annotation of a GenBank genome assembly.
AUGGCCGAGGUUGUGGGUGACAGUGUGGGCGAGUCUGCUGGUGAGUCGCAGCAGUCUCUUGUGCCUCUGCAAUCCGCACAGGAGCUUGUAAUGGAGAAGAUGCGGCAGCACUCCUUGGCUUCUGCUCAUGCUGCUGCUACUAUGAACAAUGGCGUGGGAGUAGGAGUGGGAGAGGGAGAUGGAGAGGGGAAUGGGGAGGGGGAGGGGGCGAUUCAGCGGUUUUGCUGUGGGGAUGGUGGUGGGUGCGUGGAUGUAGACGUGGGGGUGGUUGGCGUGGUGGGGUGUGACGGCGGGGAGAUGGGCGAGGAGGGGCAAUCAGUGCAAGUGCAGGUGGUGGUUGAAUUCGCUCUGGACGACUGUAGCGGAGUGGGACUGGAGCAGCAGCACCUGCAAGGGUACGUGCAGCAAGAGCAGCAGGAGCAGCAGCAGGAGCGGGAGCAGCAGCAGCAGCUGCUGUGGGGGGGAGGGCCGGAAUGUACUGUUCUGAGUGUGCAGGGGGGAGGCGUGGACGUGGAGGGGUUUUUUGGCGGGCAGUCUGGGAGUGGGGGCGUAGAGUUGGCAUUAUUAGAACCGAGCGAGGACUUGGGUAGCACGAGGCGAUGUCAUGACAAGGCAAUCCCAAUUAGUUGUGGUUAUGGCGAGAGCAGCACCAGGAGUGGCUGUAGGAGUGAGCGCAAGUGUGGAAGCGACGAGGGGGGUGAUGAGGGAGGGAGAGUGGGGGACGUGGGCUCUUGUGCUCGUGCUCUGCCGUGUGGACCCAGGCAGAAUGCACUCAAGGCGCUGAAAAGCAGGCCAGGGGCGGUUAAGGGUGUGGAGUGUGGUUGGGAGGAGAAAGGCGAGGCAUACGGGACGGAGGCAGGGGGUUCUGACACCCUUCAAUGCUGUUUACAAGGAGGGAAUUCUAGGGUGGCUGGGACCUCUGGGGUUGCUGAUGCUCCUAGUUUGGGUGCGAAGUGUGGAGUGGAUGGGGCUGCUGGUUUGGACGGGUUAUUUGCUCUGAGUGCUGCUGUUGAGGUGGCGCUAUGGGACUCGGACGAUGCGAUACCUGCCAGUCAUGCCAUGCACGGGCAUGCGAAUCAAGUGACACUGGCAUGUGCACACACACAUGCACAUACUCACCCAGACGCAUGUGCACCUGCACCUGCUCGUGCGCUUGAGUGGGCGCAAGAGGAAGAGGCAGCAGAUGCAGCGGCACAGGGGCAUGGGGGGGCGCGUGCACAUGAGCCUUGUAUCGGACCCUUGGAGGUUGAAGGCAGGGGCGGAGGUGCGCUUGUGCAUGGAUUGCUUGCAUGCGGGCUCGCUGCUGGGAUGACGGAUGGGUCUCCAGACCAGCAGACUGAAUGCAACCGUGCCCAUGGCCUGGGGAAUGCAUGGGAAGCGGGGGAUGCGAGGCAAGCUGGGGUAGGGGGGGAAGAACGUGAAGGAAACGGGUGUGUGGUUAGCUCGAGCAAUAAGGAACUAGAAAAGGGGGAAUCCGGUGAGGAGGGGUGUGUAGCAGUGGCGGUCCUAGAAAGCGAGGGGUUGGGAGGCAUAAGAGGAGGGGAUGAAGGGGAGGCUGUGGGGUCGAGAAUGCGAGUGUGGGAGGGCAAGGCUAGGGACUGCCGAGUGCAGGUGCGAGUGGGGUUCUUUCCAGAGUCACGGGUUGGGCCUUGCGCGGGGAGGUCUGCAGGGGAGAGUGGGGUCGAGGCUGUAGGAGUGGCUGAGAUGAGGGUUGGAGGUGAGGAGCUGGCGUUUGGUGAAACAGCAGGAGCAGCAGCGGGAGAGGGCGAUGUUGCGGGCAAGUUUGGUAGUGAUGAUGGUGGUGCAGGUGGGAGUGAUGGCAUGUGGAGUGCACGCACCCAUGUGCUCAUGGCGUGGGGAAAGCAGAAGGGGCGAUCAAGCGGGCACGCAUCGAAAGAGGUCAACAGGGAGGCAGGAGGAGAUGGGCUGAUGAUGCAAGUGGUGGUGGAAGGGAGUAGAGAGGAAGGCGUGUGGGUGCCUUGCAGGGUCGAAGGAGGGACGGGUGCUGCUGCUGUGACGGAGCUGGGAGGAGCAAGGCCAGAGGAGGUGCACACGCUACAGAGCCUCAAAGAUUUUGUUAGAGAUGCCCCUUCGGCAGGAGAAGCAGCGGCAGCAGGAGGAGGAGGAGGAGGAGGAGGAGGAGGAGGAGGAGGAGGAGGAGGAGGAGGAGGAGGAGGAGGCGGAGCAAUAGGAGAAGGAACAGCAGCAGGAGGAGCAGCAGGAGGAGAAGGGGUGAUUGAGCUCGAGCGGAAGAAACGAAGCAGUGGAGUGGUAGUGCCAGCUAUCCUGGGUGCUACCCAUGUGCAUGCUGAAGCACAGCUGGGGAUGCAGGAAGAGUGCAUACGUGCAGCAGAGGGGUCUGCUGCCCGCACCAGGCCCUUCCUCCCAUCGCAACGGAAAGCAGUAGGUCAAAGGAAAGUGGUGGCGGGGUUUGGAAUAGGAACGAGUGGGUUCAUGGAGGGCUUGGGUAGGAGGCGCAGUGGGGGAAGCUUCGGUGGGGGAGGGCGUGGGGGAAAGAUGGGGGGAGGAGAGUGUGGGGACGGUGAGAGUGGUGGUGCUGAAAUGGAAGAGGGCAGAGUAGGGAAUGGAGAGCGCUGUUGCAUGGGAAAGGGUGUCGGGGGACAGCGAGGGGUACACGAGGGUAAAGGGAAGGAGGUUGAGAAGCAGUGA